AUGACUGUGUGGAAAAAGCUUGAAAAUGAAGAAUGCUAUGCUGUUGCCGUGUACAACUACACGAGUGGCAGCCCCAGCCAUCUUCAGUUGGAAGUUGGGGAGUUGGUGCACAUUCUGGGCGAAACCCGCGACUGGUACUGGGGCACGAGUCUGCGUAGGGACGGCACUGGCGCCUUCCCCAAACGCUACGUGGUGAUACGAGACUGCACGGUCGACAGGUGCGGAGACACAGUGGUCGCGUCGGCAGGCGGCGGCGGAGUGGUGCACGACAUUGCAAUCACUCUCCGAGAGUGGCUCAAAGAUUGGAAGAGGCUGUAUAUAACGAACGAUGAACACUUCAAGUUCAUGGAGGUGAGCAUGCGCGCCCUGCUUGAGUUGAGGGCGCAGGCCGCUUCCUCGGCGCUACCCCAGGACCAGCUCAGGAAGGUGGCCAGGACCGCGAUAUUCACCAUCGACAAGGGCAACAGGGCCCUGGGGAUGGAGUUGGCGGUGCGCAACCCCGGCGGGCAGCUGGUGGACCCGCUGACCACCUCCACGUACAAGCUGAACGCGCUGCACGACGAGGCUAGCGCGCGACUCGACAAGAACAUGGAGGGCGCCACCGUCGCCAGCGGUGCAGGGGGCGGGUCCUCGCCGGGGGCGGGGGGCGGCGGGGGCGGGGCGGCGCGCGCCUACACGGUGGUGGUGCGCGUGCACAACUUCGUGUGCCGCCUUCCCGCCGGCGCGGAGCUGCUGCUGGCGCUGCACGACUCGGCCGGCGCCAAGAUCACGGAGCAGCUGCUGCUCCGGUGGCCGCUCCCCGCGCACUCGCCCCACCACCUCGUGUUCACGGACUUGGGAAGCGACAUAAAGAAGGAGAAGGUGUUCCUAGCGUGCCACGUGGUGCGAAUUGGUGCUAUGGAGCCACAGAACGUAGACAACAGACGCAGCUCGGUGGCAGCGGGCGCGGGGGUGGCAGGCGGUGGCGGGGCGGUGGCAGGGCGUGGCAUGCGGCGCCCCUUCGGCGUGGCGGCGGCCGACGUGACGCGCGCCCUGGCGGCGGACCUCGCGCACAAGGAGCUGCAGCUGCCCUUCUAUCCCUGUGAAAAGGAGAACAUGGAUACGUUAUUGAAGAAAAUAAUAUCGAACCGCGAGCUGAAAGACACGAAAAACCCAUUGGGGCUCUGGGUAUCGCUUCAGUUGAUCGAGGGCGAUUUGAAACAAGUGGUGGAGCAGAGCCCGCACCUGGUAGUGGGGCACGGGUUCGCGGCGCGCAAGCUGGGCUUCCCCGAGGUGAUCCUGCCGGGCGACGCGCGCAACGACCUCUACGUGACGCUCUGCGGCGGCGCCUUCAGCCGCGGCGGCGGCAAGUCCUCCGAGCGCAACGUCGAGCUCACGGCGCGCGUCGUCGACCGCCGGGGGCGCACCGUGCCGGGGGUGAUAUCGAUAGGAGCGGACCUCCCGCUGGUGAACGAAUACACGUCCCUCGUGUACUACCACGACGACAGGCCCCGGUGGCAGGAGGUCUUCAAGGUGUGCCUGGACAUCGAGGCGUUCAAGGAGGCGCACAUAGUGUUCCUGUGCCGGCACCGCAGCUCCAACGAGGCGAAGGAUCGCGCCGAGAAGUUCUUCGCUCUCUCCUACCUGCGGCUGAUGCAGCGCGAGGGCACCACCACGCCCGACAUGCAGCACAACCUCUGCGUCUACAAGAUCGAGCACAGGCGCGCGGGCGGCGAGGCGGAGGCGGAGGCGGCCGGCGUGUGCCUGGGGCUGCCCUCGCGGCGCGACGAGCUGCCGGCCGGCGCCGAGAAGGGGCUCACCAGGGGGCUGCUGGCGCUGCUGCCGCGCGACUCGCUCUGCGUCGCCACCAGGCUCUGCUCCACCAAGCUCACGCAGCGCGAGGAGAUCCUCGGCGUGCUGAAGUGGAGCACGCACCACGCGGCUGGCACGCUGCGCUCGGCGCUGGAGCGGCUGCUGCUGGUGCCCAGCGAGGAGCUCGUCAAGUUCCUGCAGGACAUCCUCGACGCGCUCUUCAGCAUACUCACCCAGGUGGAGGAGGAGCAGGAGGGCUACUCGGAGCGCAGCUACGGCGUCCUGGUGCUGGAGUGCCUCCUGAGGGUGGUCUCGCUGGUGGCCGACCACAAGUACCAGCACUUCCUGCCAGUGCUGCAUGUCUACAUCGACACCAGCUUCUGCGACGCCCUGGCCUACGAGAAGCUGCUGGCGGUGAUGGCGUGGGCGGUGCGCGCGGCGGACGGCGGCGAGGCGGCGCUGAAGCGGCUGCUGCUCUGCAUGAAGUGCCUGGAGAGCCUGCUGCGGCUGGUGGUGCGCAGCCGCCAGCUGGCCGCCGCGCUCGCCGACCGCCCCGGCCCCGCGCAGCCCUGCUACCGGCUCGAGGAGUUCCUGGAGUCGCUGGUGUGGCUGAUGCGGCGCGGCGAGCACGCGCUCACCUGCCAGGGCUCGGCGCUCAAGUACCUGCCGCACGCGGUGCCGCACGCCAUCCGCAUCUACCCGGAGGCCGAGCUCAGCGCGUACUGCGUGCGCGCGCUGGAGGCGCUGCCGCUGGGGCGGCUCAGCAAGCAGCGGCUGCUGGCGCUGCUGGAGCUGGCGCGCGGCCCCCUCGGCUCGGAGCCGGCCGCGCGCGCCCUGCUGCUGCCCCACCUCGCCGCCACGCUGCGCGCCCUGCUGCGCGCCUCCGCAGAGGUGCGCCCCGCUCGCCCGCUCACCCGCUCACUCACUCACCCGUUCACCCGCUCACUCGGUCACUCGCCCGCUCGUACGCGUCGCACUGUGCGGCGCCUCAUA
Molecule: messenger RNA, 2784 nt
Organism: Iphiclides podalirius (scarce swallowtail)
Lineage: Eukaryota; Metazoa; Arthropoda; Insecta; Lepidoptera; Papilionidae
Source: the annotation of a GenBank genome assembly